Phalaenopsis equestris is the source of this 762-nucleotide messenger RNA. RefSeq lists its product as uncharacterized. Lineage: Eukaryota; Viridiplantae; Streptophyta; Magnoliopsida; Asparagales; Orchidaceae. The coding region runs from base 55 to 762 and encodes 235 amino acids. The record is from RefSeq and is a predicted model, not a curated record. The transcript is spliced from 3 exons.
AAUAUCAUUAAACAUUUUAAAGACUCCACCGGACGGGAGUACGACAGGCUGCAAAUGAAAAACAAAUGGGAUCAACUAAAGAAAGAUUGGAAAAUUUGGAAGGAUCUAAAGCGUGGUUCAACUGGUUUGGGUUGGGAUCCAAUAAAGCGAACCAUUGAUGCUUCGGAAGAGUGGUGGGCAGAGAGGCUCGCGGUGGUGCCAGCAGCUAAAAAGUAUAAAACAUGUGGGAUUGAACCUGAGUUGGAGGAGAAGUUAGACCAAAUGUUCGGGGGUGUCGUUGCAACAGGGAAAUAUGCAUGCGCUCCAAGCGAGACGGGAUUUGGUGAAACACAGGACAAUGUUGCUGUCAGUUUAUCAGAUGAUUCACCUGAAUUUCCAAGUGCAGGUCCAACUGAGAUUCAAUCUACGAAUCGCUCUAAGCGAUCUAGGUUCGAGAGCAAAAAAAAGGGUGGAGCUGCCACAAUCAGAAACCAGAUAUCAUGCCUAAUGGAUUCUUCCAAUGAUGCCCCCCAUAAAGUACAGAAAACAUCAAUUAAUGAGGUCGUGGCUAUUCUAGAGCAGGAUCCGAGUAUUGCAGCGGAUGAUGAGCUAUACUACUUCGCUCAUUUCACUAGCAUUUCACUAUCACUAGGCAAUCUAGUUGCCACUUCAGUAGCAGCCACAAAUGGCGUAGUCAAGUCGGAUGAAAGUGUUCCUAAUGGAAACUCGAGGCCAAGGUUGCGUAGAAAAGUAGCGAUGGAACUUCCGCAUUCACUGAAUUAG